UCCUGUUGACAUAACCCCGUUGAUCAAAGCAGUCCCCCAGCUGCUGCAAGCCAGUUCCUGUGGCUCGUGGUGGAAUUCACUCAGCGGCUCCGGAGCUGGUAAAUAUAAAACGUCUGGUCCUCGGGUGGGAGCUGCAUCCUGGAAAAGGCUGCUGAAAACUGCUGCCUCUGCCAGUGCUAAGCCAGGCGCUAUGGAACCAGGAACAGUCCCUACAGAAGACCCCAGAGACCCGAGAGCCUGCCGCAAAGUCAGGGGCCUGGAGACGGACCUGGAGACUAGCUCAGGUGGAAAGCCGGCCCGCCAUCAGAAGGCCAUCCCCAAAGCUCACCUAACUUUCAUUAUCGACUGUACGCGUGGGAAACAGAUCUCCCUGGCAGCACUCCCAGGGCCACCCCGCGUCCCUAGUCCCAACCUAGGACCUGUCAUCCCUCCAAUGAAGACUUACAUCUUGUUAUGUGGAGAAAACCGGCCCCCCCAUGUAACUCAGGAGGCUCCCCUAGGUGGGGGAGGGCUUGCCCAGACCAGGGGCCCCCUGCCACCCUGCAGAGAGACUACGGCCCCAGAUUCCUCCCCAGCCAGCCCACUCUACCUCCAGGGGGCUCCUGAAGCCAAGGGGGCCCCUGUGAAGACUGUGUCCUCGAGGUCUUCCGCUUGGGGAACGGUCAUAGUCUCUCUCAAAGCCCUCUCCUCCUGUGUCUGUGCGCAGGCUGAUUAACUGGAAGAGCCUGGCCAAGGGAGGACAGGGCUGGCAACCCAAGCUCCAGAGUUCAGCGGAUGCAGUUCCCGGGGUUCACCCCCUCUUCCCCAGCCAAGCAGAAGUCUUUUGUGCCUGAGCCAGGGAAGGAGCAUUAGAUCCCUAAAGGACAUCUGAAACAGCCAUGAGUAUCCUACUUCUCCAUCCUCUCCAUCUUUGCUCGCCUUUCAGCGGAAGCAGGAUAACGCAACGCCACAUAGAAAGAGACUAAUUCACUAACACAGCAAAUUCUGAAGGCGCAUCUCCCACAUGCCAGGCCCUGCAAAGUGCUAAAGAAGAUACUACAGCUUUCUUGGAACUUGUACUCUUGGGGGUGGGGAAGAAAGGUUAAACAACCUAAUAAAGAUGAUUUUGAACAGUGUAAUGAGUGCUGUGUAGAAACUGAAACAGGGUGCUGGGAUGGAAAAUGAUGGGGCAAAGAGCUUUUCUGAUACAGUGAUUGGGAAAGGCCUCUCUGAGUGGGUAACAAAGUAUGAUCUAAAAGAUGAGAAGGAGCCAGCACUGCAAACCACCCUCCCUAGGGUCACCUGGUUGGCAUCUCAUCCCAGAGCAGGAGUCAGAACCUCCCAGCACAAUGGGCAGGGGUAGCACAUUGCCUGCUGUCAGCUCACGUGCAAGUGUGUAGGUCGCUAGGGAUCACCCGGAGGGCACAGGACUCAGGAUGGGAGAAUCAAGGGCCCAGGUGGGAUGGGAAGUAAGGGGAACUGGCUUCUCAAGAGGGGGCAGAAGUGCUCAGAAAGGGAAUGGAGUAUCAUGUUUGAAUGAAUGAAAAUAAGAGAUAUUAUUUAUUGAGCUGCAUACCAGGCUUAUACUGCCCUCUAGGGAUACAGAAAAGGGGGCUGGGGGCUUUGUCCCUACCCCGCAGGGCAGUCCUGUCCUCAGCAGGAAGUGGGGGUUGCUGUGAGGGGAGGUGUAGGUCUAAGAGAUGCACAGAGCUGUGUGAGAUUCAUCUGAGGAGGAGUGUCUCAAGGCUCUUGGAUUAAAAUUGCUGAAUGUUCGUUUAUUCAAUGACGGUUUUACUAGGUUCCUACAAACACUAGUGGCUAACAUGUACUGACCAUUUGGUCUGUGCCAGGGAAGUGACAUCCUCCAAGUGUCAGUACCAGGAAGCACUGUUUUGUACCCAUUUCACAGAUUAGAGAAUCAAGGCACAGAGAGGUUGAGGAAUGCACUCAAGGUCCCAUAGACUGGUGCAGCUGGGAUUCGAACCCAAGGCAGCCUGGUGCUCAAUUUCUUGCUCUUAACCGUAGAGCAGAUGGCCUCUCGUCCUGGCAGGGUCUCUUCUAAACAGAGGGGAUCUAGAGAGAGCAGACCCUGUCCUCAACGAGCUCACAGCCUGGUGGGGGAGGCAAGAAGAAGGUGACUAUUGCAAUAGCUUCUGGUAAGUGCAACAGUAAGGGCACAGAGAGUGAUGUUGGGGCUGGAGGAGGAUGCCCAGCCCAUUAGGGAGAGGAGAUCAAGGAGGGCUUCCUGCAGGAAGUGGCAUCUAAACUAAAAUCUGACCAGUGAGUGAGUCAUACAAAGGCAAGGGGGCCAGGGUGGGGAGUGUUCCAAGGAGAAGGACCAAAGUUAUUCAGUCUGGCUGGAGUAUUCAUUCACUCACCAAGUAUUUUUUGGGUACCCACUGUGUGCUAAUCUCUGGGCUAGACCCUGGGAUGGAGCAGUGAUAGACAGACAAGGCCCUGCCAUGAAGGAGCUUAUCCUCCACCUGGGGGAGACAAUGCAUGUACACACUCGAAACAGAGGCCGGAGAAGUGACAGGGACCAUAUCAUGUGAGGCCUUGCAGGCCACGAUGGGGUCUUUGUUUUUUGUUUGUUUGUUUGCUUGUUGGUUUUUGGGCAGAGCUGCUUGGCUUGGCUUGGCUUGUGGGAUCUUAGUUCCCUGAUCAGGGACCGAACCUGGGCCCCCCGCAGUGAGAGCACGGAGUCCUAACCACUGGACCGCCAGGAAUUCUCGAGGUCUUUUUAUUUUAUUCUGAGAUGGGGAUCGUUGGAAAUUGUGAGCAGACAGCAACAUGACAUACCUUAAAAAAAAAAAUUCCUUAGCUCUUGCGCUGGGAUAGGAAGGCAGGGGAGGAAGCUGAGGAGGCUGCACCUUAAUCCAGGCAAAGGGGGUGAUAGUCUGGAUUAUGGAGGUGGUGAGAGAAUAGUCUGGACCACAUAUGCCCCCUCCUCUUUCCUCCCCCUGCUGAGAAUCACUGGACUAGAUGAGCCCAAAGACGUCGCUGCAAAGGGAGUUUGAGACCCACGAGGAAAAGUGUGGGGCUGAAGGUCUAGCUUUGCGCCAGAAGGUGUCGCCCUAUCAUCAGAAUGGAGGCACCACCCACUGGUCUGGGUUGGGAGGGUGGGAACCUGCGCGCCAAGGGGCUGGCGCCACGGGGCCAGCCACCUGGUGGGGUCAAGUUUUCAGAAGCCAGACUUUCAUUCUAACCAGCAUCCCUCUCAUCUAGAAAAAUAACUACUGAUAUUUUUAUAUGCACCACAUGCCACCUCAGUUCUCACACUAGACCCAUGAGGUGGGUAUAAUUUUUGUUGCCAUUUUACAGGUGAAGAAACUGAGGCACAGAGAGAUGAAAAGAUUUGCCCAAGGUCACCAACUAGAAAGAGGCAGAGCCCAAAUCCCAAUCCCAGGCAGUGUGACUAUGUAGUCAUAGCAUUAUAACUCUGUACUAUGCUGUAGGUGCUCUGUUCAUGUGUGUUGAAUGAGUGAAGGAAGGAAGAAUGAACAUUCUCCAAGGACCCAGCCUAGGGCCUGGCAGUGUGUAGGGAGUGUUUGGGGGUCGAACACGUGAGUGAGGCCCUCACUGAGCUGGGGGCACACAGGUGCAGGAGAGCAGCUCAGUCUCUUCACCACAGUCCUGUGAGGUGCUGUCCCGUUUUACAGAUGUGGAAACUGAGGCUCGGGUAGGUUAGGCAACUGGCCCAAGGUCACAGAUAGUAAGUGGCAGAGCCAGGGUUGAAAUGGAGGUAGUUCGCCCUCGGAGCUUUACCUACCCACAAUACUGCAGGAACUUACUGAAAAGCUGUUGAGAGAAUGAAUUAACAAAGAGAUGAAAGACUUUACUGAACCAGUGAGUGGAAUGUGUGAAUCAGUGAAUGUGCUUCCAGGUUGACAGUUAUGCCUAAACAGGACUGUGUCCCCAGUGCCCUAAAAGUGCCUGGUACAUAAUAGGUGGUCAAGAAUUGUGUGGGAAGGAAAGAAGGAAGGAAGGGAGGGAGGGAGGGAGGGAGGGAGGAAGGAAGGAAGGAAGGAAGGAAGAGGGGGAUGAAGGGGCAGAUUUGCUGUCCUGCUCUCUCUUCUCUGGCUCCCUGGGGCCAGCAGCCUCGCUUUGUACCCUUUAGGGAGGCACUUCAGAGGGCCCCCACCCAGUCUAGCAGCCCUCAGGCUCCCAUGGAAGGUUGACCCUGUGUCCAGGCCCUGGAGGGCCUCAGAGCUCAGGACUGGCCUGGCUGGCUGCCCAGGGUGAGCCCCAGGCCAGCUGUGCUGACUGUAAACACCUCCUCCCCUGCCCAGAGGCUCCUGCUUCAGGCACCAACCUAGCAGACUCAAGUCACCACGUCCCUCAGGACCCUCUCUUGUUUGAGGGCAGAGCCAGAGGGUGGAAGCUUGGUUUUCCCUGUUCAGAAAACAAGCAGAGAUUUUUUUUUUUUUUUUAAGCACAGAGAUUUUUAACAGGAGGUUAGCAUUUAUCGAGUUUAUACUAAAACACCAUCUCUCUCUGGUUGCUCACAGCAGCCCUGGGAGGGGGUUACCUGAUCUUUGUUUAUGAUAAGAAAUUAAGGCUUCCAGGUGCUUUUCUCCCCCACCUCGACCCCCAGGGCCCAGACAGUCUUCUGAGAGGACCCUGGGGAGCCUACCUUUUAGCCCCGCCUCACCUGCUUUUCCUGGAAAGAAGACCCCAGGUACAGGGCAGCUCCUCUGCCCUACCAGCCCAAGUCUUGGUCUUUUUUUUUUUUUUUUUUGGUUGCACCAGGUCUUAGUUGCAGCAGGCAGGCUCCUUAGUUGCGGCAGGAGGUCUUCCUUAGUUACAGUAGGAGGGUUCCUUAGUUGUGGCUCGUGGGCUACUUAGUUGCAGCACGAGAGCUCUUAGUUGCGGCAUGCAUGUGGGAUCCAGUUCCCUGACCAGGGAUUGAACCUGGGCCCCCUGCAGUGGGAGCACAGAGUCUUAACAACUGUGCCGCCAGGGAAGUCCCCCAAGUCUUGGUCUUGAUGGAGCCAGAGACAGUAUGGGUGAACUGGGGGUGUCAGGAUCCAAGUCUAAAUGAAAUAACAGGGCUCUAAGUGAGCCCUUCUGGGCAUUUUCAAUGCAUGGCAUAUGUGGGCUAGAGUCAACCACCAUGUGCCAAGCCCAUUAAGUGAAUUACAGAACAACCACAGCAGGUAGAUCCUAUUAAGCACCAUUUUAUGGUGCAACGGAGGCACAGAGAGGUUAAGUUACUAACUCAAGAUCACAAACCUCAGAAGUAGCAGAGCCAAGAUUUGAAGCCAGGCGAUGUGACUCCAGAGUCCGCAAUUGAUCCUCCACGCUUUACUGAGGCUUCUUAGCUUUUUAAAAAAUUCUACAAACAUUUACUUAGCUCCUUUCCCAUGCCAGGCUUGGGAGCAAGAGGGCAGAAUAAGGCAUCUUCUGCCAUGGCAGAACUGGGAUCCAAGGCAGACUGGGAAGAGGAUGGGGGCAGCGGGGAGAUGGAGGGGUACAAUGUUGGAGGUGGGUCAGGGAAGGGUGGCGUGGGGAUGGGGUGUUGGUGUGGUAGAGAAGCUCUGCCCUGAAGUUCUGGAGUCCUGGGUCUUCACCUCAUCUCUGCCACUGACUUGCUGUGUGACCCUGGGCAAGAUCCUACCCCUCCCUGGGCCUAGGUCCCACCAUCAAACCAUGAGGAGUUUGGAGUGACUCCCAGAGGACACAGGGCUGGCCAACCAAGCCUCAGGGUCUGCCCUCACCCCCAGGCAUGUGCUCCUUUCAUCUGAAUUUGAGCUUCUUUUAAAGACAAGUUUUGGACCUAGCGUUCCUUGGGCUCUGUCUGUGACUCCGAGCUGGUAGCUCUGUAGGGCUUUCUGGAGGAGGAGGCUUUUGGCCUGGGCUAGGACUUUGAAAGUGAUGGAACCUCCUAAGUCCUCCACACCCCUCUGGCACCACCUGACCUGGACCUUCUUGCAGGUCUCUAGCCCUAGAAGGCUGCAUCUUUUCGACCGCCUCGGCCUCCUGCCCACCCCCACUCCAAAAGCUCUAAGAUGUAGGAGUUCCCCUUCCCUAUACAGGAAGGGAGCAGGGGAGCUGCCUCGGCCCUUUGGUGGUGGGGGACUGAUCUGGGGUGACCCAGCAGAGGACCUUCUAGAGUCACAGACAAUGAUUCAAAUUCCAGCCAUACCGCUUCCAAACUGGGUGACCUUGGGCCAGUUGCUUGACCUCUCUGAACCUCCUGUCCUCCUUGGUACCUACCUUGCGCGCUUGCGAUUGUUGUGGGGAUGAGCAUGUGUUUGGCACACACUAGGUGCUCAAUGGAUGGGGCUGAUAUAAUUAUUAUUCACGGGGUAGGGGCGGGGCCCAGGGCCCGCAGCCAGGCCUAUAUUUAGCCUAGAAAGUGUGGGGGGCCAGUGGAGACAAAGCGUGGCGGCCAGCCCAGGCGCCAGGGGGCGGAGCCAGCGAAAGAAAGCCUGCAGUCCCCACGUCCCCGCCCUCCUCUUCCGCAGGGUCACCUUGGCAGGAGGGCACCUUCACUCUAGACGGUGUCCAGUCCCCAGCGGCCGCUCUGUCCACGGCGCAGCCCUCAUCCUCUAAAACCGGGAUCUGGGGAGGGGGCUGCUGGGUCCUGCGGGGUGGGGAGUAUUCGGCCCCACUGGUGACUUAAGGAAAUGCCCCCUUUCCCAGCCCAGCUUCCUGCCAGCCCGGCCCAGGGAGGGACGCCGCUGGGAUUGGGACGCCAAGGUGAGCCUGACCCCAAGUGGGGGUCGAGGGAGGGGGAAUGCUGGUCCGGCUCCUCCCCCCAACUCCUCGCCGAUGAGUGUCGGGCUGCAAAUAGCCCAGUGGAAUCAGUGAGUCACAGAGGCUGGAAAUACCGCGCCCCCCCCUUCCCUCCCCUCCUUCCGUCUGCACCGAGCUGCGCGGAGGAGCGCCUGGAACUCCGAUUUCAGUAGCGCCUGGGGGUGUGUGUGUGAGUCCCUCCAAAGGGUAGUCAGGCUGCCUGAACCAGUCAGCUUCCCAGCCAGGUUUCAGCCGGGCUAUGCCCCUGGGGCUGUGUGACCCUAGGCUAGUCACUUGGCCUCUCUGGUCCUCAGAACCCAUCUGGUACGAGAUAGGCUUCAAGAGCAGCCCAGUGCAGCUGGCCCAACUUUGGUGUCCCUGUGCCUGGGACAGUGCCUGGCUGGUAGUAGCAGGGGCUGGCAGUUGGAAGAGAAGGCGAUGCAAGGUUUUUCAGAGAAAUAAUUCCCAGAUUAUUGCCCUUGUGGGCCUGGGAGCCAAAGGAGGAGGCCGAAGGACACCCACAUUUCUGUGAGGUCUUGAACUUUGCUUGAGCUACCACCCCUGCCCCCAAAUCUCAAGAAAGGUAUGUCUGUUCAUCCCCGGCCUUCGCACUCUGCUGCCUCCAGCCCCAUCCCAAGUUUGAGAACUUCAGGCGGGUGAUCUCCAGAAGUCCAUGAUUCUGUUGUUUAUUGUGUGUGCGGGGUACAAUGCCAGGACCCUCCUCUGCACCACCCACCCAGUCAUCUCCUAAGGGCCCCAGAAUGGCAGGAGUGAGAGGGCACCUUACAGAACGCUGACCAAAGAGGUACAGAGGGCCGAGGCUGGCCUUGCCACUUGCUCCAGGGGCCCCGACUAACUGGGAACCACCCUUACCCAUCACCCCUGCUUCUGUAUGUGGGAGACUGAGCCAGGGUCACGGGGGGCAGUUGGGGCUCCCCAGAAUGAAGGCAGACGGGAGGUCCUUGCCCUGGACUGGGGACUAGGAGGGAACUGGGGUGUGACUCUUCCUGUGAUUAGGACAUUCUCUAGCAGGAAACUGUGGGCGCAGGGUGCACAGGCUGAGAGGCAGAAUGAGGGGAGCUACCCCCCACUGCA
Molecule: messenger RNA, 7812 nt
Organism: Physeter macrocephalus (sperm whale)
Lineage: Eukaryota; Metazoa; Chordata; Mammalia; Artiodactyla; Physeteridae
Gene: SRARP
Product: steroid receptor associated and regulated protein
Exons: 2
Coding region: 191-715 (174 amino acids)
Biological process (GO): positive regulation of intracellular estrogen receptor signaling pathway
Cellular component (GO): cytoplasm; nucleus
Molecular function (GO): nuclear estrogen receptor binding
Source: RefSeq, a predicted model, not a curated record